UUCAUCAUGGGCUACCUGGUGGCGGCUGGAGCCACGGGCAGACUCCUGUUCGGCUACGACAGCUUUGGCAACGUGUGUGGCAAGAAGAACUCCCCAGUGGAGGGGGCCCCCCUUUCAGGGCAGGACAUGACCCUAAAAAAACACGUGUUUUUUAUGAAUUCCUGCAACCUGGAAGUCAAGGAUGCGAGGCUCGGUUCCACCGUUCUCUGCGUGUCCAGCUGUCCUGAGGAGCAGCUCCAUACCCUGGAAGAGGUCCAGCCCUUUGCAAAUACCAGUGGGUCCUUCCUGUGUGUUUAUAGUUUAAAUUCCUUCCACUACACCCAGAAUCCAAAUGCAGACUUGCUGUGCCCCAGGCUACCAGUUCCUCCAAGCAAGUCUUUCCCCUUGUUUAACCGAUGCAUCCCUCAGACACCUGAGUGCUAUUCCCUGUUUGCAUCUGUUUUGAUCAAUGAUGUUGACACUCUCCAUCGAAUUCUAAGUGGAAUCAUGUUCGGAAGAGACACAAUCAUCCGUUUCUGUGUCUUCAUACUAGUCUCAUCUUUGGGCACGAUGUUCAUCUUCCGAUUCAUCACUGCUGUUCUGGUUUGCAUUUUCAAAGCAUUUGUUGUUUGGGGAUUGUUAUUUGUCUGCAGGGCAUUAUGGUGGCAGUAUUACAACCAUACCAAUGACCGCAGCACAGAACUGGACCCAGAAAGGGAAAAUAUGAGGCGUUUGCUGAGGUUUGCCGUUGUAUUUACAGUUAUCACAGCAGUUGUGCGCGUCCUGAUUUCCAUCCUCAGAAAGAGAAUGAAACUGACAGUCAAACUUCUCCAAGUCACAAGUAGAGCCAUCAGCAACUCUCCUUUCCUGCUGCUCCAGCCACUGUGGAUGUUUGCCACCCUCAUUUUCUUCUGGGUCCUCUGGGUGGCUGUGCUCCCGAGCCUGGGAAAUGCAGGAGCUGCCCAGGUUAUCGGAGGUGGCCAGGCGGAACAUAAGCCUCCGUCAGGCAUUCGGUAUACGUGGUGGUACCACUUAAUUGGCCUCAUCUGGACUGGCAAAUUCCUUGUCGCAUGCCAGCAAAUGACUGUAGCUGGGGCAGUGGUGACGUGUUAUUUCAACAGAAAUAAAAAUGACCCUCCUGAUCGCCCCAUCCUUUCAUCUCUCUCCACCCUUUUCUGCUACCAUCAGGGAACAGUUGUAAAAGGGUCAUUUUUAAUCAUGGUGGUGAGGAUUCCAAGAACCAUCCUCACGUACAUCUAUAACACGCUGAAAGAGAAGCACAGCGCGUGGUCCAGGUGCGUGUUCCGAUGCUGCGGCUGCUGUUUCUGGUGUCUUGACAAAUGCCUGUGCCACCUCAACCAGAACGCAUACACUACAACUGCCAUUAAUGGGACAGACUUCUGUACAUCAGCCAAAGAUGCACUCAGACUCUUGUCCAAGAAUUCAAGUCACUUUACAGCUGUUAACUGCUUUGGAGACUUCAUAAUUUUUCUAGGAAAGGUGCUGGUGGUGUGUUUCACUGUUUUCGGGGUGAUGGCGUUUAAUUACAGCUGUGAGCUCCAGGUGUGGGCGAUCCCGCUGCUGCUGGCUGCUUUUUUUUGUGUACUUAAGCACAGUUUCUUAUCGGUGUUUGAAACUGUGCUGGACGCACUAUUUCUGUGUUUUGCUGUUGAUCUGGAAACAAACGAUGGAUCAUCAGAAAAGCCCUUCUUUAUGGACCGAGAGUUUUGGAGUUUUGUAAAAAGGAUCAACAAAUUAAACACUGCGAGAGCACAGAGAGGCAAGAACUCAUCAUCGAACCGAGAGGGGACAGAGCACCAGCUGCUGUGAGAGGCGCCCUUGAGGUAUCUGUACUUGGAAAGUUCCCUCCUCCUGAGAGCCCUGCACAGAACAAACACUGUUCUGUUUUGUCCCCAUUGUUUGACCACGUUACAAUACUAGCACCAUAAAAUUAUAUGACCUUCUCUGCACCAACUGGGACGAAAAACCUUUUAAGACCAUGUUUGUAUGGUCAAUUAAAAAGCAUGCUAUGUAAAAACCCAUUUCAGGACACCAAUGCAAAGGAUAUUCCUCACUCUCAACCAACAAACCUCAGCAAAAAUCUCUGGAAUGUUGCCCUAGUACAGAGGACGUUUCCUUGCUCCUCCAUGUCUGGAAAUGUGCUAAAAUGUUACAGCUUUCCAAAGUACAAUUCUUCGAUUCAGGGACAAUUAAAACUGGAAGUUUAACCGGAACCACCACCUGAUGGGCGUGGUAUCAAAGAGGCAGAAGUUUAAAGAGAUGUGACAAGCUAAAUUUUGUUAAAAGUACAAGGCUACCUCUUAUAAAUUAGUGAACGUUCUGCAGAAGAGGUUUUCAACCACAGCCCCGCCAGAGAAUUGCCCAGAGGACGAUUCGAAGUCCUUCUGCCGGGACCCGAUCCCCAGACUGAGAUUCAGCGGCAGGUCAGAGGGACGGGUGGGGGUGCGCUUGGGUGCUUUUCUUUAAAGCUUUAAACAAAUAGGAACAUUUAACAUGUUGAUUGGCAGCCUCAUUUCAACUAGAUGGCUAGGUACACAGAAUUACCCACUCUCCCAACAGGAGGCCCAAACUGGCUUAUUUGGCAGGCAAGCAGUACAAUGUAAGGUUUCCCUAAACCCCUCUUUAGGGAUGGCAAGAAACAGCAUGCCAGCUCAGCCCUUGAGACUUUAACAAAUGCAAGUGAUGACUUUUUUCUUAAACAGCACCACUGAGUUAGUUGAGCUCCGACAGUCUCCUUUAGGAAAGGGGUUUACAGAGCAGUUUCUCCGAAGCAUUAAACUUGGUCACCAAGUCACGAUGCGCAAGUUGACCGCGCUUUCCUGGCUGCAUCAAGCCCCAGCCGUUCCUUGUCUGCUGCCUCAGCAAAAAACAAGCAGGCACAUUUCACCCCCAAGGCCUAACAGAGGAAAUCAUUUGGCUGAGAAACUGUCAGAAAGUAUGCUACCCCUCGUCUGUCAGUGGCUGCAUUGCUGUCAUUACAAAACUGACCCGUCUGACAGUCUCUAUGUCAUGUCUGAAGGUCAUGGUUUUGCAAACCCUUUGUACUGUAAACCCUAGUUUAUUAUCAAACAGCAUAUCCUACUCCUGAUCCAGUAUGUUUAAUGCUUAUUCACCCUAGAAAUAGGAAUAUAACCCCCACCCCACCCUCCAGUGUUUCUGAAGAUGAUUUUAAGAUUAUUCCAAGUUGGCUUUAGGAUGAAUUGGGAGCAGCUGAGUCCCAGUGGAAUACACAAAGGUCAAAUGAUAGCUUGCCUCUUGGCUGGAAUUUACUGUGCUGCGGUGGGCAGGUACCUUCACUUUUCUAAGCCCCGGUCGCAAGCACUGUGCUUCUCAAGGGCACUGGUGAGUGGAUUCAGUAAGGGCAUGUUAAAGUACCUCGUAACAGCACCUGGGAAAAAGUACUUAAAAAAAAAGUCUGACUCUACCCAAUUAGCCAGAAAAUAAUCAGCCUGUGGCUCAUACGAAUGUUCAAAAAA
Molecule: messenger RNA, 3476 nt
Organism: Camelus dromedarius (Arabian camel)
Lineage: Eukaryota; Metazoa; Chordata; Mammalia; Artiodactyla; Camelidae
Gene: SLC44A3
Product: solute carrier family 44 member 3
Biological process (GO): transmembrane transport
Molecular function (GO): transmembrane transporter activity
Source: RefSeq, a predicted model, not a curated record